Messenger RNA from Cannabis sativa, 826 nucleotides. RefSeq lists its product as uncharacterized. Bases 319 to 690 code for a protein of 123 amino acids. The record is from RefSeq and is a predicted model, not a curated record. NCBI's taxonomy places the organism in Eukaryota, Viridiplantae, Streptophyta, Magnoliopsida, Rosales, Cannabaceae. The transcript is spliced from 2 exons.
GUAAGAAAGAUCAUUUUUAAAUCUUUCAUACUUGAUCGAAUUUCAUAAAGAAUAAUACAAAAACUUCAUAAGUGGCCUCAUGAACAGUAGUUUGAUGCCAUAUAUAGAGGAUUCUUCUUUAUCAUGCAAAAUGUUUAUGAGGGUGCUUUUCAUUAUCUUUUUCUUUUUUUUUUUUCAAGCUAUCCCAUUGUCCCUCUAUAAAUAUAAUAGCUGUAUUUAAAAGCAUGGUAGCUCUAAUCAACAUCUUUAAUAAAUAUAUAUAUAUAAUUUGGUAUAAUAUUGAAAAUUAAUUAAUCAAAUAAUUAAAAUUAGGUCAUCAUGAUCAUGAUGAAGAUCAAAUACCUUGUUUGGCUCUUCUUCAUGAUUCUUUGCAUUGCUGCUAAUUCUUCAUGCAAAUCUGAUAACCAGCUGAACAAACAACUCAAGUAUGAGAAUGGUGUAGAGAUCAGUUCUGAAUUAUCAACCAGAGAGAUCAAUGACUACCAUCAGAAAUUAGGGUUAGCAGAUCAAAGUGAAGAUGGUCAUGAUGAUGAUGAAUUGAAUUCUGUUGGAAAAGCAAAGCAAGUGUAUGGUGGAACUGGAGACAUGAUUAAAAAGAAGAAGAACGGCCAAAGUGCACCAACAUCAUCAAGCCCUAAACAACUCUUACUUGGAUUUCUUCUAUGUCUUAUAAUCUUCUUUCCAUUUUGAGACUUAAUUUUGGGAUUCACUUGUUGUAGUUUUCAUGAACAAUGAAAGGUUUUCUUCCCAUGUUCAAAGCUUUUAAUUGUUUAGUUUUCAUAUGUAAAACCAUUUAUGUAGAUAUAAAUAAGGGAAAUUUACAAAA